This is a messenger RNA of Nilaparvata lugens (brown planthopper), 1133 nucleotides long. Its product is annotated as reticulon-4-interacting protein 1 homolog, mitochondrial. Lineage: Eukaryota; Metazoa; Arthropoda; Insecta; Hemiptera; Delphacidae. Gene Ontology annotation, molecular function: oxidoreductase activity. Gene Ontology annotation, cellular component: mitochondrion. The record is from RefSeq and is a predicted model, not a curated record. Bases 104 to 919 code for a protein of 271 amino acids. The transcript is spliced from 4 exons.
GGUUUGUUUUGAUAGAAUUACUGUCGUCUGCUGUCCGCUGUGUUUUGUGUUUAUUUAUUUGCUUCUUUGUCAUGUACAAUUUGUUUCCAUAGUAUUAUUCAUCAUGUUAUCGCGUUUAAAAGUAUUGGAUUUGUUGAGACAAGAUCUUACUAAACUUAUCAGAUUAAAUUCAUCCGCAUAUUCAACAAUAUCCGAAACAAAUCAAACUCAAACCGAAUAUGAAGGUGCUCGAAUGUCAGCUUGGCAAGUCCAUUCUUAUGGCGGUCUGGAAGAAUUACAAUUUUCCAAGCACGUUCGAAUGCCUAUUAUAAGACACCAACAUGAAGUACUUGUUAGAGUAAUUGCUUCAUCGGUGAAUCCUAUUGAUGUUCAUAUGACAAAUGGUUAUGGGAACGUGAUGUUAAACGCCCUUCGUCAGUUGGAGACAUGCAGCACGGCACAGGACGUGGAACUACCUCUGAUUAUGGGAAGAGACUUUGCCGGAGAGGUAGUCGCUAAAGGCAACGGAGUCACCAAUCUCAAAAUUGGCGAUCGGGUCUACGGAGUUGUUCCCGUUCACCAGCAGGGUUGUCAUGCCCAAAACGUUGUCGUUCACAGUCAGUAUGUGAGGCGAAAACCGGAUAAUGUGAGCAUAGAAGAGGCCGCUUCCGUACUCUACGCCGCACUGACAGCUUGGUCUGCACUGAGGGUGACGGGAGAUCUGUGGCUGCUUCCCGCCGAAACCAAAAAGGUUCUGGUCAUUGGAGGCUCCGGUGGAGUCGGAACUGCUGCCAUACAGAUGUUGAAAGCGUGGGGUACUGAGGUUACUACAACUUGUAGCUCCGAUGCAGUGCAGUUGGUCGAAAGCCUCAACGCAGAUCACAUCAUCGAUUACAGGAGACCAGAUUUCAUCCACGAAUUGAAGUCACAUGGAAAGUAAGUUGCAAGUUCCACUAUCAUCAAAAUUGUGAUCUUUAGAAUGUUUUAUGUUGUUCUUUUGUAUUGUAUUCAUUAUUCACAUUUGCUUAUUGGUGGGGAUCAUUGACUCACUGCUAGGUGGCAUUAUUUUUUUGCUGGGGUUGAUACCCAUGUGAGCUUUAGAGGCUUGUGCUUGGGGUCAGAGACGGAUGAUUAGAGAUGAAUGGACCUAAAGU